AUGUUAUCUAUCUAUCUAUCUAUCUAUCUAUCUAUCUAUCUGUUAGUCGCUUAUGUGUUGGUCAAUGGUAUUUCAUAUAUGUCAGCAAACGUACUCGUAAUGCUCUCAACACAGAGUUAUGAAAUGUUAUUAUUUUCUCGCAAUUACAUUCAAACAUAUCUAUUGACUGCCUGUCAGUCUAUUUAUCUAUAUUCGUGUCUCUCACGUGUCAUUCCCUCUCAGUUCAUUGUCUAUCUAUAUUCGUGUCGCUCACUGUUCUUUCAUCUAUCUAUCUAUCUAUCUAUCUAUCUAUCUAUCUAUCUAUGUACAUUUUCCUCUCAGUUCAUUGUCUAUCUAUAUUCGCGUCUCUCACUGUUCUCCCAUAUCUAUCUAUCUAUCUAUCUAUCUAUCUAUCUAUCUAUCUAUCUAUCUAUCUAUCUAUCUAUCUACGUUUCCCUCUCAGUUCAUUGUCUAUCUAUAUUCGUGUCUCACUGUUCUCUCAAGUCUAUCUAUCUAUCUAUCUAUCUAUCUAUCUAUCUAUCUAUCUAUCUAUCUAUCUAUGUUUUCCUCUCAGUUCAUUGUCUAUCUAUAUUCGUGUCUCUCACUGUUCACUCAUAUCUAUCUAUCUAUCUAUCUAUCUAUCUAUCUAUCUAUCUAUCUAUCUACGUUUCCCUCUCAGUUCAUUGUCUAUCAAUAUUCGUGUCUCUCACUGUUCUCUCAAGUCUAUCUAUCUAUCUAUCUAUCUAUCUAUCUAUCUAUCUAUCUAUCUAUCUACGUGUCUCUCACUGA
Molecule: messenger RNA, 768 nt
Organism: Acanthosepion pharaonis
Lineage: Eukaryota; Metazoa; Mollusca; Cephalopoda; Sepiida; Sepiidae
Source: the annotation of a GenBank genome assembly